GUACCGAAAGAAGGCUCUGCAGUGGCACCCAGACAAGAACCCAGAUAAUAAAGAGUUGGCUGAGAAAAAAUUUAAGGAGGUGGCAGAGGCCUAUGAAGUACUAUCUGACAAACACAAACGAGAGAUCUAUGACCGCUAUGGCCGGGAAGGGCUGACGGGGGCAGGAAGUGUUCCCUCUCAAACAGAAACUGGUGGCGUGGGACCUGGCUUCACAUUCACUUUCCGCAGCCCCGAGGAAGUCUUCCGGGAGUUCUUCGGGAGUGGAGACCCUUUUUCAGAGCUCUUUGAUUUCUCCUCGUCGUCUUUCUCCUUCAGUCCCGGGGCUGGUGCUUUUCGUUCUGUCUCUACAGCUACUACCUUUGUCCAAGGACACCGCAUCACCACACGCAGAAUCAUGGAGAAUGGGCAGGAGCGGGUAGAGGUGGAAGAGGACGGACAGCUGAAGUCAGUCACAAUCAAUGGUGUACCAGAUGACCUGGCACUAGCCUUGGAGCUGAGCCGUCGUGAGCAGCAACCUUCAGUCUCCUUCAGGUUGGGGAGCACACAGGUCCAGCCGACGACUCCUGUCUUCCGUCCCCUUGGCAGCAGCCCUUCUGAGGAUGAGGACCUACAGCUUGCCAUGGCCUACAGCCUGUCAGAGAUGGAAGAAUCUGGGCAGAAGCCAGCAGGUGGGCGGGGGGCACAGCAACGAUGGCAGGGGCGGGGAAAGGCCCAGCAGCAAGACCUUAAUAUGGGAGGCACGCAUAAGGGGGUGAGGUGGGAACCGACCAAACCCAGCCCAUCCUCAGAGGAGAAGGCCUCUCGUUGCCUUAUUCUCUGAAAACCAGGCCGAGCCUGACCUGAUUCAGGUUCUGACUCAGAGUCCAGCUUACUGGGAAAUGCAGAAUGGAGUGUGGCCUGAGUUGCAGGAUCCCAAAUUCUGUCCCUCCACAAGUUUCCCUGCCAGGCCCACUAUCCUAUAGUGUGGACUGGGGAUUUAUUGUGCUCUGUCCAGUGCUGAUAAGUCCCUGGGUAGAUCCCAGGAUUGGGGGCAACAGAGCCAUGGAAGGGCCUGUGGAGCCCAGAGGCACUGGUUGGAUCAGGCAUUGCUGAGGGACAUUAGUGGGACUUUUGUGCCUGUCUUCUGCCAUCUAUGUUGCUGAUGUUGUCAAGGAAGGAGGACUUGACCUGCCAUGCUCUGAGCUCAAGUUGGCAGUUCCCCCAGGGAGCAGCACAGGCUGAGUGGAGCCUCUGCUGUCCUUGCCCAGCUGAGGGCCUCCUGGGUUCUGUGGAGAAGAGUUCUCACCUGUCGUCGUCUCUGUCUCCCCUCUGGUGCUGCUCUCCUCCUGCUCUGCUCUCUGCAACAACCUGUGACUGCGUUGCUUGCUUUUGCUGCUGCUUGGCUAGGACUCCCUCCUCCUCCUCCUCCUACUCCUCCUCUUUGAAGCCUCAGUGUGCCCAGGAAGAUGCUGGGGCCAGUGAGGCCGUGAGAUCUUCUGGGGAGGCUAGCUAGGUGGGUUUGAAGCCUCUCGGCCCUCCAGAGUCUCAACCAGAGUCAACUCCUCUUCCCUCCUCCUUGCUGCCUCAGCCUGCCAUAGGACUAGGCAGAGGUGAGGCUGGCUACCCUUGGAGAGGUGGGAUAGGGCCAGGGUGACGCAGUGGGAGGCCCUAGGUGGGGACUAUAUCUGUAUUAUUGUCCAUCAUGCAUCAGAGCUCAGGGGCUGGCCACAGGGUUUGGCCUCGGUUGUGCAUGCUCGGCUCCAUCCUCCAUCUGCUUGCAGCUGACCCUCUCUCCUGUCACCCACCCCUGCUCUCUCCCCAGAUGUGUUCUGAGCUGGAUAUCCUGGAUACAGAGUUGCUGCAGUUCCAACAGGACAGCGCCCUCCCCCAUGUGCUAGGAGGGAAUACUCUAUCUCUCUCCCUCACUUUAGCUGAGUGUAGGGCUGGGGCCUGGGUGGUGGGUGGGGACUGAGUGGGAGGCACCCAUAGUCUUAGCCUCUGAACUCUCUCCCCUGGGUGCUUAGUGCUGUGUCUUGCAGAUUACAAGUCCCAGAGUGCAAUGCACCCUGGCCUCGUUUCUGAUAGCUCUUAUCCCAGGGGAAGCGGUGCUCUAUUAUAAAGCUGGGCUUCUUGGGAUAUGUAGUUCCAAACCUGACAAGUCUGUCACUCUCUGACUGGGGAGAUCUUGUCUUUCAUCUUGUCCCUGGGCAGGGGUGGUGAGAAUUGUGAGUGAUGGAGAAAAGACCAGAACUUUGGUUCCUCUAAUACUUCUUGCUAGACCCAGGUUGGAGUGAGCAUACCCAAGUCCCGUAGCAUCUGAGAGGGCGUUUCCCUUGGGCAGCCUGGGGUUCAAGGACUAAGCUAGUGGAUGGAGUAGGUAUGGCAUGGUCCUGGAAGGCUGGUGGCUGUGGGCUGGCAGAACAUGGGAGAGAAGGCUGCCUUGGCUGGAGUGUGUAUGGCGAAGACUGGCAUGCCAAGGGAGUGUUGGACAUAUUGCUUGAAUGGCUUUCUUUGGCCUCUGACCUUGCUGCCCAUUCUUUCCAUCAUCCUUCACCCUCCAUGAGCCACCUGUCUGCUGGGGAGUCCAAGGCCAAGGGGGGAUUGGUGGGACAGGCUGUGGCCAGCUUCUGUAACCCCGAGUCUCUGAGACCCACCAAAGCUAGAUGAACUGAGCUCAGACUCAGGGAAAAUGGAAGCCAAUAAAGUUGAGUUUUGAGAACUUA
Molecule: messenger RNA, 2702 nt
Organism: Cricetulus griseus (Chinese hamster)
Lineage: Eukaryota; Metazoa; Chordata; Mammalia; Rodentia; Cricetidae
Source: RefSeq, a predicted model, not a curated record